AUUUUAGUUGUCUAGACUUCUGCUGUCUGCGAGCAAAUAGCAGGAAGCGCAGAUUUAUGGUUUUUGGGUUAGGGUUUUCAAUUUUACAAAAUUUCCUCCAUUCUUUCUGUCACUUGAAGCAGCCCCUUCACGCAGGGCUGCUUCGUAGUUCCUCUCUUCCAGAAAUUUCGGCCAUUAACUGCCCGAUCGACGGACUAGGACCAGCAUCGGCUCCUCUGGAUAGACGGACACCCAUGCCGGCGAUUUCUUGGACCACAUAGACCAUCGCACAGCAUUCGACUUCCUACAUGCCCCGCGCAUUUCUCAUUUUCAAGGGACUGCGCCGUGCACAUUCGAUCUCAGACGAAUAGCUUCUAACUGCGGAUUACCACAAAGAAAAUAUAUAACUACGUAUCGAGACAGAGGGUUGUUUUAGGAAAAAGCAGAAUUUAGACUACGUAUCCAGCUUGGAGCAGGACAUAUAUUCACAAAAUUCUAAAGACAGGUAGGAAAGAAUGUUUCUCAAGGUGCAGUUACCCUGGAAUGUCAUAGUCCCUGCUGAUUGCUUGGACGCUAAGGGGUUGAUGCUUCAAAAAUCUAUUGUGAUCAGGCUUUUGGAUGAUUUUGCUUCCAAGAAGGCCACCAAAGAUCUUGGAUAUUUUCUUGCGGUAACAACCUUGGAGAAGAUUGGGGAGGGAAAAGUUAGACAGCACAGUGGCGAUGUGCUGUUCCCUGUUGUUUUCAGUGGCUUGACCUUCAAGAUAUUCAGGGGUGAGAUUUUGGAGGGGGUUGUGCACAAGGUGCUAAAACAUGGAGUAUUCUUGAGGUGUGGACCGAUUGAGAAUAUUUAUCUUUCCUAUACAAAAAUGCCAGAUUACCGCUAUGUGCCAGGGGAGAAUCCUGUGUUCAUGAAUGAGAAGCUAUCAAAGAUUGAGAAAGAUGUCGUGGUUCGUUUCAUAGUGAUCGGGACAAAGUGGCUGGAGGCAGAAAGAGAAUUUCAGGCAUUGGUGGGUUUGGAGGGUGAUUAUCUAGGACCAAUUUCUUAAGACUAGGUUUCACAGAUCAGCUCACUUCGUGUCUAUUGUGUGUAACUAGAAACGUGGAUGUCCAUGUUGCUGAUGCUAGGGGAAAUAUAGGCCAGCUUACUUCAGGAAUGUUGGUUUGUUGUUCAUAGAACUAUUUUGAUAGUUAAAUGAUGUUUUUAUCUGCAUGUAUGAGAACAAGGCCAGGUUUUUGGCACAUGAAUGAUGUGCGUGUUUGUAUAUGUAAAACACAAACAUGGGUGUCAAAUGUUAUUUUUCUGUAAAAGAAAAAGUUCAAAGCCAAGCAAA
Carica papaya (papaya) is the source of this 1310-nucleotide messenger RNA. RefSeq names its product RNA polymerase Rpb7-like, N-terminal domain-containing protein (gene NRPE7). NCBI's taxonomy places the organism in Eukaryota, Viridiplantae, Streptophyta, Magnoliopsida, Brassicales, Caricaceae. Gene Ontology annotation, biological process: DNA-templated transcription initiation. The record is from RefSeq and is a predicted model, not a curated record. Gene Ontology annotation, molecular function: single-stranded RNA binding; single-stranded DNA binding.